Triticum dicoccoides is the source of this 849-nucleotide messenger RNA. RefSeq names its product glycine-rich RNA-binding protein blt801-like. Bases 120 to 611 code for a protein of 163 amino acids. The transcript has 2 exons. Gene Ontology annotation, molecular function: RNA binding. Lineage: Eukaryota; Viridiplantae; Streptophyta; Magnoliopsida; Poales; Poaceae. The record is from RefSeq and is a predicted model, not a curated record.
GCAACCUUGACUCCUCGUGCUUUCUCAGGGGUUGGCUUCUCCUCCCCACUCAGUCCUCGGUUCCCGGUCCGGUUCGGUCCCGUUCGUUAGGGUUUAGUAGUAGCGGGGAAGAGGAAGGAAUGGCGGACGUCGAGUACCGCUGCUUCGUCGGCGGCCUCGCCUGGGCCACCGACGACCAGUCCCUCCAGAACGCCUUCUCCAAGUACGGCGACGUCAUCGACUCCAAGAUCAUCACUGACAGGGAGACGGGCCGAUCCCGCGGGUUCGGGUUCGUCACCUUCGCGUCGGACGAGGCGAUGCGCCAGGCGAUCGAGGCCAUGAACGGCCAGGACCUGGACGGCCGCAACAUCACCGUCAACGAGGCGCAGUCCCGCCGCUCCGGCGGAGGAGGCGGCGGCGGCUUCGGCGGCGGCGGCGGCGGCUACGGGGGCCAGCGCCGUGAGGGCGGAGGCGGCGGCGGCUACGGCGGCGGCGGCGGCGGCUACGGAGGUGGCCGCAGCGGCGGCGGCGGCGGCUACGGCAGCCGUGACGGCGGCGGCUACGGAGGCGGCGGCGGCGGCGGCUACGGCGGCAGCCGCGGCGGCUCCGGCGGCGGCAACUGGAGGGAGUGAAUGGUGGGGCCCCUAGCUGGCCAGUUAUCCUAGUUACCGAUCCCUUUUUUUACCUGUCUACCAAAGUGUUAUCGCUCGCUCCCGAGUACCCUAGAUCUCGCUCCAUCGCGUAGGUUCCGAGAUGUUCUGGCUACCGUUAGAUGUGACGCCGCUACCGUUCCGUGUUACUUGUUACCGUCCCUGUUCCGUUCGCUAUGAAUGAAAUGAAAAAUCAGAGCAAAAGUUUGUUCGCAUGUUA